AGACAGGGCACGCCCAUCUCCGCUGAGGUGGAGUGCGCAGGCGCCGACGGAAGUGAGCCGCAGGAGGCGGAAGUCCCGCCCUCCUCUCGCUCUACUCGGGAGACCCGAGCAACGCGCUGCCGGCGGGAGUGAUCUGCAAGCGAAACCUCCACCAUGAGUCUCCUCAAUAAACCCAAGAGUGAGAUGACCCCAGAGGAGCUGCAGAAGCGGGAGGAGGAGGAAUUCAACACGGGCCCCCUCUCAGUGCUCACGCAGUCGGUCAAGAACAACACACAGGUGCUCAUUAACUGUCGCAACAACAAGAAGCUCCUGGGACGGGUGAAGGCCUUUGACAGGCACUGCAACAUGGUGCUGGAGAAUGUAAAGGAGAUGUGGACUGAGGUCCCCAAGAGCGGCAAGGGCAAGAAGAAGUCCAAGCCUGUCAACAAGGACCGCUACAUCUCCAAGAUGUUCCUGCGUGGGGACUCAGUCAUCGUGGUGCUACGAAACCCGCUCAUCGCCGGCAAGUAGAGUAGAGGCCUCUUUCUUCCAUGAGAGCCUGCUCCCUGCCCUGCCGAGCCCUGCCCAAUGGGAUGGAAAUAAAACCCUGUGUUUUUUGUUGUUUUGUUUUCAA
This is a messenger RNA of Alexandromys fortis (reed vole), 613 nucleotides long. It is a transcript of the gene Snrpd2, whose product is annotated as small nuclear ribonucleoprotein D2 polypeptide. The record is from RefSeq and is a predicted model, not a curated record. The coding region runs from base 154 to 510 and encodes 118 amino acids. The transcript is spliced from 3 exons. Gene Ontology annotation, cellular component: U4/U6 x U5 tri-snRNP complex; U2 snRNP; U5 snRNP. Gene Ontology annotation, biological process: RNA splicing; spliceosomal snRNP assembly. NCBI's taxonomy places the organism in Eukaryota, Metazoa, Chordata, Mammalia, Rodentia, Cricetidae. Gene Ontology annotation, molecular function: RNA binding.